AUGGGUGAACGACGGAAACUCGGCGAUGUCGCCCUUGACCUCUUAUUAUUUGCCGGCAUGAUGACAGCUGGACUCUAUGUUGCCAGAAACCUUCUCACUCCGAUGCUGAGCAAUCUGGCUGACCCCGACAAAGAAAAACACGAACAAGCUAGACGGCAGGCUAAGGCACACCUCGAGCGAUUGAAUCGUCAGCGGAAUAUAGACCGAGAUGGAGACGACGAGAGCGGAGAUGCCAGGAGGAUUCAAAGCGUUGAGGACCUGGUUUUGAACGAGUACGAGAACUUGGUUGCGCUGGAAAUGGUCGCCCCAGAGGACAUACAUGUCGGAUUUGAUGAUAUUGGUGGGCUUGAUUCGAUUAUUGAGGAGCUAAAAGAAUCCGUGAUAUACCCACUUACGAUGCCGCAUCUGUAUUCCCACGCUGCGCCUUUACUGUCAGCACCGUCCGGAGUGCUUCUUUUUGGACCCCCGGGUUGUGGAAAGACCAUGCUUGCAAAGGCGUUAGCCCAUGAAAGCGGAGCUUCGUUCAUCAACCUUCACAUCUCAACCAUGACAGAGAAGUGGUACGGUGAUUCUAACAAAAUAGUUCGUGCUGUCUUUUCCUUGGCACGCAAAAUGCAGCCAGCUAUCAUAUUCAUCGACGAAAUAGACGCGGUCCUAGGAACAAGGAGGAGCGGGGAGCACGAGGCCAGCGGUAUGGUCAAAGCUGAGUUUAUGACAUUAUGGGAUGGCCUAACAUCGGCCAAUGCAUCGGGGAUGCCGGCUCAAAUUGUCGUUUUAGGGGCUACAAACCGCAUACAUGACAUUGACGAGGCAAUUUUGCGCCGUAUGCCCAAAAAAUUUCCGGUGCCUCUCCCUGGCCUUGAACAGCGACGCAAAAUAUUGCAGCUUAUUCUACAGGAUACAAAGACAGACGCAGAGCAUUUUGAUUUGGACUACGUAUCGAAGAUCACUGCAGGAAUGUCAGGCAGUGACAUCAAAGAAGCUUGCCGUGAUGCUGCCAUGGCACCUGUCCGGGAGUACAUGCGACAAUACAGAGGUGAGGGGCGGCGAAUGACUUCGGUUGAUCCCAGCCAAUUUCGCGGUAUUAGGACAGAUGACUUUCUCAGCAAUGGAGGCAGCCAUAUAGACAAGAAGGAUGGCAAGAGCGCCAAAAACGCGGCUGACAGGAGAAAAAACAAGAGCCGAGGGUCCGGUGGCGAGUAUGAAAAUGUGGAUGAACUCCUGGUCGAAAGCCAGGAUUAG
Metarhizium brunneum ARSEF 3297 is the source of this 1242-nucleotide messenger RNA. RefSeq names its product Protein MSP1 (gene MSP1). Gene Ontology annotation, biological process: extraction of mislocalized protein from mitochondrial outer membrane. Gene Ontology annotation, cellular component: mitochondrial outer membrane. The record is from RefSeq and is a predicted model, not a curated record. Gene Ontology annotation, molecular function: ATP hydrolysis activity; ATP binding. NCBI's taxonomy places the organism in Eukaryota, Fungi, Ascomycota, Sordariomycetes, Hypocreales, Clavicipitaceae.